AUGACUAAACUCAUCAAGGUUUCCAACGGCACUGUUGGUUUUGGAACCAUGAACACCACUUGGGCUCCCGCAACAGAGGCGGUGGAGAUCUUCUGUACUGGGUAUAAAGCUGGCUGUCGCCUAUUUAAUGGUUGUGAGUUCUACGGUACUGGCCAUUUGAACUUGAAGUACUUUCAGGAUUUUAUUGACAAGUGGUGCCCAGAAGGUUCCACAGCAGACCAGCAUUAUUGA
Molecule: messenger RNA, 231 nt
Organism: Saccharomycopsis crataegensis
Lineage: Eukaryota; Fungi; Ascomycota; Saccharomycetes; Ascoideales; Saccharomycopsidaceae
Exons: 1
Coding region: 1-231 (76 amino acids)
Source: RefSeq, a predicted model, not a curated record